Messenger RNA from Chelonia mydas (Green sea turtle), 4776 nucleotides. It is a transcript of the gene SYPL2, whose product is annotated as synaptophysin like 2. The record is from RefSeq and is a predicted model, not a curated record. Gene Ontology annotation, cellular component: synaptic vesicle; synaptic vesicle membrane. The coding region runs from base 669 to 1436 and encodes 255 amino acids. Lineage: Eukaryota; Metazoa; Chordata; Testudines; Cheloniidae. The transcript is spliced from 6 exons.
AAAGGGGGAAAGCGCUGGUAGCUGGUAUGCGUUAGCUGAGAAUGGCCGAGCCCCAGCACGGGGGGGUGCACAAGGGGCUUGGAGGUGACAGAUGCUCCUGCACACUGCCCGGGGGCGGUGGGGAAACUUGACUAUGUGUUUGCUUUAGUGGCCAGCCCCCAGGAGGGGUGGGUAGGGCUAGACCCAUGGCGCUGCUGGGGUCUAGUCUCCGCUAAAUUCCCUAAUCCGUUACUUGUGCAUUCAUCCUAGCCCAUGGGUUCGUGCCUGUCCCUGGUUUUCAUCGGGGGGAAUGUAGGGCGAGGCCCCCCGCGGGCCCGGGCGGGCGAGAGAGGCAGCCCCAGCCUGGCACUGGCCCAGGCUCUCCGGCAGUGCCGCGGGCAGGGGGCGGAGGGGCAGGCGGGGCUGGGUUUUGGUCUCCACGUGACUCCGCGAAGUUUCGCUGCGAGUUUGACAGAAGUUUGAAUCGCGGGUUCGUCCAGCGGCCAGGGCGGAGCGCAGACGGCAGCAGCCGCAGCAGCCGCCGGCGGCGGCCCCGGAGCAGCGCCCCCCGGACAGCCCCCUCCGCGCCUGGGCUGCUCCCCAGCCCUGCUCCCCGCAGCCCAGCGCCCGGCAAGGGUGCGCUCCGCCCGGCGCCGCACGCAGCGGCCAGCCCUGCCCGCAGCCUGGACAUGUCCGAGCCCACCGCCGCGGCCGGCCACAAGGAGCCCGGGCAGCAGGGCCGGCGGCUCUUCGGGCUGCGCUGGGGCCGCCUGGAGGAGCCCCUGGGCUUCGUUAAGGUGCUGCAGUGGCUCUUUGCCAUUUUUGCCUUCGGCUCCUGUGGCUCUUUCAGUGGGGAGACAGGGGCUACCGUAAAAUGCAAUGAUGACCUGAAAGAGAUGACCGCCAUCUCUGUCCAGUUCGGAUACCCUUUCAGGUUAUCCAGGAUUCCCUUUGAGAUGCCUGUCUGCGACGGCAAUGCCACUAAAAGGACUUUGCAUCUCAUGGGGGACUUCUCGGCCCCCUCCGAGUUCUUCGUGACCCUGGGAGUCUUCUCCUUCCUCUACAGCAUGGCAGCCCUGGUGAUCUACCUGCGAUUUCACUCCCUUUACACAGAGAACAAGAGGCUUCCCUUUGCGGAUUUCUGCGUGAGCGUCUCCUUCACCUUCUUCUGGCUGGUGGCGGCUGCAGCCUGGGGCAAAGGCCUAUCAGACGUGAAGGGGGCCACACGGCCAUCCAGUCUCAUCGCCGCCAUGUCCGUGUGCCAUCUCAAACAGGCCGUGUGCAACGCUGGGGCCACGCCGGCCAUGGGGCUGGCCAACAUCUCCGUGCUCUUUGGCUUUAUCAAUUUUAUCCUGUGGGCUGGAAACUGCUGGUUUGUGUUUAAAGAGACCUCAUGGCACGUGCAGGCCACUAACAAGGAGAACUCUGCUGAACAGGGAGCCAUCGACAAGCAAUAAAGACCCUCUCUGCCCGCCCGCCCCCCCCCCCCCCCAAGACCUCCUCCAACCCUGGACAGCCGGUACCUUGUCACAUACACGCCUUCGUCCCAGUGCUGUGGGACCGUGGCCUGUGCAAGCUCCAUCGUCGUGUUGGCAUCCCUCCUGAGCAUUCUGGGAUGCCCACCUUUGAGUGACUGGCAGGCGGGAGUCCUCGCUCGGUCCCAGGUAUACGUAACUUGUUGCAGACUCCGAGGGGCUAUUACACAACUCGUGGUUCUGGUAGCAGGGUUUAUUAUUUUUGUUAAUAUGUGUAAUUUAUUUGUUUCUGCGUUCCUGGCCCCCCAGCCUGCGGCUGUGUGGAAUUGCUCUUCACAGCUGCUGUGAUGAGCCUAAACCAAUCAGGAGUUUAGAUGCCACAGGAGGGGGUGCGGAGUCACUUGUGGGUGAGAGUGGAUGCACUGGGGAGACCUAAGACUGGGGCACUACAGGACCACAGAACACCCACUACUGCCCAAGCAUGGAAAGGCAGAGGCUGUGUCAUACCUAUCCCCUACUUGACUAGGAACAAAGGAGACAGACAAGAGGCCGAAAGGGAAGGUGGAGAAUAUGCUGUUUCUUGCUCCUGGGAGGAGAAGGCUGGUAUAUUUCUCCUCUUCCCUUCUGCCUGCAGCAUUGUGUCUCCUGGAGGAAGCUGAUGGUGGGUUUUCAGAUGUUCUUGAACUCCAGUUUGGCUCAGAGGGAGACCAUGCAUUAGGCCAGAUAAUCUAGUGUAGCAGCAGCUUGAUAGAGGGGGUGUGAUCCUGCCCUUGCCAGACAGUGCUCUAGGAGGGCUUUCCCAUCUCGGAUCUCACCCAGGGGCAGCACGGGGGGUAGGAGGUUCCUUACUCAGAUCUCCAGCUUGUUCCACUUCCCGAGGCAGCCCUUUUAGCAGCUCUUGGUGCUUGUCCCCUCCCUGUCCUACAGCUGAGGAGCAGCCCCAGAUUCCUCUGAAACCUCCUUAUAAAACUUCUGAGUGUGCGUGAGUGUCUGCUCCAAUGGCUCCCUAUGGGGCAGCAGCAGGUGACUGACCCUCUCUGGUGCCCUGAGCCAGAGAGCUUUGCUUGGCUUCUAGGAGCCUUUUCUCGUAGCCGGAGGAUCCGCUGGCCUAGUUCAUGACCCUAGACCCCAGGCGGAAGGACCCAGAGCUGUGCUGUGCUGACAUGGGCACAAGCGGAAGGGAAGCUUUGAACAAACCGAGUGUUUAGAUCAUGAUGAGUGUCCAUGUCUGCAGUAGUAAUACCGUCCCCUUACCCCACUGGCACUACGCUAGCCGCUCCUACUAGUCCUGUCCCUGGAGCCCAGCAACACCGAUUGGUCACGCAACCCCUGAGCAGUCCUGUCAUCCCACCGGCCGCUGGGGCACGAGGCAGCUGGCCCCAAGCCUGUUGGCAUUGUAACAGCUGACCCCACAAGGGGCUCUGUGCUCCCGGAGCCGCAGGACAGAAUGGUAGCUUAGCAUCCCUGGUCCCAAAGACAGCCCUGCUUUGUUCACGGAGAAGGGGCUUGUUCAGCAGCUGCUUUAGUGCGCUGAACUCUGUAAACCCCUCUGAGCUUCAGGGCAUUGCUCUGCUGUGAAGGGGUUGCUGCCUUUCCUAGAAACAGGCGAGAGCUUUGGUUCAAGGGCCUGGGGAAUCCAGGCUCCACGCUGACUCUUCGGGUCUUACUCUCUCCCUUUCCUCUCCCUGCCCUCCACGAUGGGGGUGCCUCCUUUCUGCUAAAGGAGAGACGGAUAUUAAUGGUGCUUUGUUAGCUGGGGACCGUCUGUUCAGCAAAGACCCAAUUGCUGCAUAUUUUGUACAUUUCCCCUCCACCUCUCGCCCCUCCACGGCAGCCAGGCUCUGGCCAGUUGUAGGGAGCCCUGUGGUGUCUCUGCCCCAGAACCACAGGGGACUGAGUCCCACAGGGCUGUGAUGCCCAGUUCCCUGCAGCACAGCCCCAGUGCUACAUGCUGUGGUCCUCUUACGGUGGCCCUGGGAUGCCCUGCAGGACAAAAGAAUCGACCAAUCUGUUGCUGGAGGGCUUCCCCCUCCCCACCCAGGCUUCCAGUCCAGCCGGCUCUGGGCCGACUUCUCCAGUUCUUGAGUUCCUAGAGGUAUAAACCCUCAUGUUUCUGGGCAUAAGCCACCACUAGCUGCCAAGGGUCAGGAAGAAGCUUCCCUUGUGGCCAGGCUAUUCCAUAAUUGUCCAGUAUGGGUUUUCUUGCACCUUCCUCUUAAGCAGCUGAUGCUGGAGACCAGAUCCCAGACUAGGCGGGCCACUGGUCUGAUGUGGAACGGCAAUUCCUACGCUCCCAUGGUGGUUUUGAGGGUACCAGGACAACCAACCCACCGAACUGCCACCGCUGCAUUUGGUUCCUUCUGCUUUGCCUGCGUCCCUGUUUGCUAAUCUGGGGGGAUAGUCAAAGCCGAUCCCCAGCUGCCAGGCUCCGUUACAGUCAGGAAGUGACGCUGCUUUACGCUAGCUGAGGGUCUGGCCUCUUUGUGGAUAAGCCAUCGCAGGGACCUGUGCUGCUCAGAUCUUCCAAGAGUCCAGCGGCCAACUGAGCUGGCCCCCAUCCUUGCCACAGCGGGAGGGUGGAAUGGCCGGGUCUUUAUUUUGCUUAUCUGUGAUUAGUAAUAAUGGCUCCAGAACCUGCGGGGAAGGAGAGGGCACUUCUCUGCAUUUUGUAACCUCCGCCCUCAUGGGGAAGCGGGGGCUGGGAACCGUUUCUACUGUGAGGCGUGCUGUGUUCUGCCUGUAUUUAUUUAUUUGAAAGGGGAGAGAGAAAAUAAUACCUUUCUUUUUGCUUUGGUGCUAAGGUGGCACCUGCCCCUUUGCCCAGCACCAGGAGCAGCUCCUAUGCCAGCCUGCAGCCCUCCCUCAUGAAUACCCCCCCAGCUCAGGCGGUAGGCUCCAGGCCAGGGACUUCUCCUCAUUGGACCCUGCCCCGUGACAGAGAUCCUAGAGGAGGGGGCUCCUGGGGCUAGGCAGAGGGGGAGGGACCAACCUUAGCUGGUGCUGACUUUGUGUUUUCCUGGAGAAUCUCUUGGCUGUGGGUGGAGGCAGGCCUGGUGCCAGCAAAGGGCCCUGAAUGUGUGUGACUCUGCAGGGAGCGGGGGCAGGGGGGAGGCAAUUGCUUUUUAGCCCUUUUGGCCACUGUUAAAGCAACUGAUUGCAGCAGGAGUUGAGAAGGGGGCAGUGGCCCAAUCCCGCGCUCUGCUGUGUGCGCUUGGCACUGCCUGGCUGCUUCGGCCUCCCCAGCCCUGGAUUACAUUGCAUGGUUUUCUGGUGCUUGUUGUUAUGACUGAAUAAAAAGUGCUGCGAGGGUUUGUUACCACAA